Molecule: messenger RNA, 545 nt
Organism: Racocetra fulgida
Lineage: Eukaryota; Fungi; Glomeromycota; Glomeromycetes; Diversisporales; Gigasporaceae
Source: the annotation of a GenBank genome assembly
GGCUAGUCAGUUUUUAUCCGCCGAAUGCGGGCGGAAAUUUGGAUGAGUGGGAAAUUCGGUGUCCGAAAUGGCACGGAGGCUACGCUGGCGAAUAUUCUUGCCGUUUAACCGACCCUUACGGCAGCACGCAUGACUUUGACUAUAAGGAGAUGGUGAAACUGGUGAGGAAAGAGUGGCAGGAAUUUUAUCGCCAGCAGUAUUUACAGGAAAUUGGCGAAAGCGAGGAGCAAGAGAAAAAAACUGGUGAGGAAAAGGACCGAACGGAGAAAAUAAAAACUGGGGUGAGGUUGGAGGAAAGGCAAUAUGAGAAAGAGUUAGGAAGUUAUCGUCCGGUGGGUUUUCGCAAGAGUCAACAAGAAUUUUUCAUUUGUGGAGCUUGUAGUAAAGAGUUAAAGGGGGCGGGGCACACAGGAAAAGCCAAAAACCGCAAUAAUCCCGUGUUUUGGGGCUUGGAAGUAGAGGAGAAAAUUCUUUGUUUGGAAUGUGUGAAAAGUAAGUAUUACGGAGUAAUAACGGAAAGUGAACAAGGACGCGUUUUAUCCUAG